This is a messenger RNA of Echinococcus granulosus, 588 nucleotides long. RefSeq names its product LIM domain-containing protein unc-97. The transcript has 3 exons. Gene Ontology annotation, biological process: cell-cell junction organization; positive regulation of integrin-mediated signaling pathway; cell-cell adhesion. NCBI's taxonomy places the organism in Eukaryota, Metazoa, Platyhelminthes, Cestoda, Cyclophyllidea, Taeniidae. Gene Ontology annotation, cellular component: cytoplasm; cell-cell junction; focal adhesion. Bases 1 to 588 code for a protein of 195 amino acids. The record is from RefSeq and is a predicted model, not a curated record.
AUGCAACGAAAAUCUCGACAGUCUGUGCCAAAUCUACAGAGUCACACAAUCGAGGAUCGAGUGGUGCUAGCACUGGGUAAAGUCUGGCACCCGCACCAUCUCGUGUGCAGUAAAUGCGAGGAAAUUCUGAGUGGUGGAGGUCGCUUCUAUGAGCGCAAUGGAGAGCCCUUGUGCUUCCACCACUUCCGCGGUCUCACGCAGGAGAUUUGUCACAAGUGUCGCAACCACCUGCCCGAGUGUCUGGUUGAAUUCGCAAACAAGCUCUACUGCCUCAAGCACUUCACUUGCGAAUUUUGUGACAAACUACUUCAGCCUGGAUCACGCUUCUUUACGGUUGAUCUGAGACCCAUCUGCAAUGCCUGCUAUCGUCGCCUGCCUAGUGACCUGCAGCGCAGCCUGCGAAAGUGGCGACGCAGAGAACGCUACCCUAUUAACUUCUGGGUACGCGAUUUUUUCGACCGUCUACUCUGCAUCUACCCUCGCUCGAGGUACGAGAAGAAGCGCAUCCCCCUCAAUCGUGAUGCGCUGCCUUAUCUAUGCAAAGGUCAAAUUAUCAAUGAAUCCGCUGGGAACGUAAAUUUCAAAUAA